CGAAUAUAAGAUUGGAUUGUUUGCUAUCCAGUCCUAGUCCGAUCCCGAUCCGGUUUCGGAUAAAACCAAACAGUCCGGACCGAGCCCUAAUUACGUCACGUCUUGCACUUUUGCUUCACCAUGAGUACAUCGACAUCGCUCUCUUAGCCGAGUAUUGCUCCAGUGGUUCAGAGUCCCACAUAACCACCGAACCACAUCAUUUUGCUUACCCGGCCCGCACUAAGCGCAGGUUCAUUUUCAACCUUCAAAAGUGUGUUUUAACUUUCAUUUAGGGGUGAACAAAUACACCCCGUAAACCGACCCACCCAUCCAACCCGACCCAACCCACCCGUAUUUAUCGGUAAAACGAAGGUGUUGGGUUGGGUGAGGGUUUUUUUUUUUACAACCCGCCUCUAUUGGGUUGGGUUUGGAUUUUGGAUUACACAACCCGUAGAACGCGACCCAACCCGUGUUCCAACUAUUGGUAGGAGUUCGUAUCUAAAAAAUAUUUAUGUCAUAUAUAGCCAUAUUUAUGCGAAAAUUAAGAUAUUUCGCCAUGUUUUUCUUUCAUGGUCUCCCUAAUCUAAUGCAUUUUUUCGGCUUAAAGUUUAGACAUAAAUUUAAUAUAGCUAUGAUUCACGUAAUCCUUUUUCUUGUGUACAAUUUUAAUAGAAUAACAUAUUACCGGUGCAUUCGUUUAUAACCUUUUUAGCCUAUUUCAAUAAAUAUCGUGAAAAAACUAGAUAUAUGUUGAAGUAAAUCACAUUUUAUUAAAACUGAAACAACAUUUGUGAAAUUUGAUACAUUUCACCUCGGUUGUAUUCGUUUGAAAUUUAGUUAUUUAUAAAAAAAAAUAUGAUGUAGAAUAAUUAUAUAUUUUGUGUUGGGUUGGAUUUUUACUUAAAAUAUAGUCAACCCGACCCAACCCAAAUUAAGAACAAACCGUAGGGUUUAAAUUUAUUUGGGUGGGUUUGGGUUUAAUAUUUCUCCAACCGUAGUGCAUGGGUCUGAUUAUUAAAAUGGUUAAACCCAAACCACCCGACCCAUGUACAUCCCUACUUUCAUUACAUGAAAUUUUGUGUUUUCUAACUACACUUUUAAAUUGGAUAACAAUUGUAUUUUGGUGCUUAAAGUUCACAUGAUUUAAGUGACCUCCUCUAUAACACAUAAAUUUAAGUUUUAUAAGAUAAUUUCGAACUUGGAUAGUUUUAAAAGAUUUAUGCACGUGAAAUUAUGCACGCGACAAAGUAUGUGAAUGUGUCGUUCCUCCGCGAACAAAGUUGUUUGAGAGUGCUUUCAGCCACUAGUUUCUCAUCUCAACCAACAUCAUUGGCAUGCCUGAAAUCCCGCCAUUCUUCCUCCAUUUUCCCCUCAUCAAUUCCUCAAAACUCAACCUCCUUAAAUCCCCAACACAAACAAUCGAUCAAUCAGAUUUGAAAAGCCAAAGGGAAGACACAAAGAAAAGAAAUAAAAAAAGUUUCUUUUUUCCUCUAGUUUGGAACAAGAAGAAUUAAAAAUCAAAAGAAGAGGAAAUAAAAUUAAUUACUCUAACAACAAUCUAAUCCAGAGUAAUAAGAAAAUGGCUGACGACGAAGCACAGGAGCAGGCGGACAGGGAGCGCAUCUUCAAGCGCUUCGACCUGAACGGCGACGGGAAGAUAUCGGCGACGGAGCUUGGGGACUGCCUGAAGACGCUGGGGUCGGUGACGCCCGACGAGGUGAAGCGGAUGAUGGACGAGAUCGACACCGACGGCGACGGCUACAUUUCUUACCAGGAGUUCACCGAUUUCGCCUUGGCCAAUCGCGGCCUAAUCAAAGACGUCGCCAAGAUCUUCUAAAGAAAUUUCAUUUUCGUUUUCGUUUUUUUUUUCACCCUAAAUUUUUUGGAUUACUCGUUUCGAUUUCCGUCCACAUUCCUUUCAUUUUUGUCUUCUCGCGUUUGAAUGUUGACCCUAGUAGUAAAUUUCUGCAACUCCAUUUUUCGAUUAAGGAUUUGAGGCUGCUGGGUGCAGAUUCUUGAUUGUGACAGUACGCUGUAUUUUUUUUCCCCAUUGGUUUAAAGUUUAAACUGCCUCUUCAGUUUAUUAGAGGAAAUGUUUGUUUGGUUUGUCCGAGACGCCGCUUAAUUCAGCCACACCCCAAUGAGGACAUGAAGAAGGCAAAAUUCAAACGUUACAAAGAGAUAAAAAAAAAAAAAAACCACUUAAUCAGUCCUCUCAUCUGUGUUGCCUCUUUUUGAUACUUACACGAACAAUACAAAACAAAGGGGAUAAUAAUACAAUAAAUUUAUACUUUUAGUCCAAAUUGACUGUCAAACUAUGUGUCAGGCCAAUUGAGUCUAUAUGUUGUAUAGUUGAGGUCAGGAUGUUAAUUUCUGAAACCAAGGGCAAAAGUUGAUUAUAUGGUCAUAAUUGAGGUCAAAAUAAGGUAUUAACCCCACUUUUAAAUUAUUAAGACAAAUAUGGUCCGACCCUAGGAGCGAUCGUUACCCGUGUCAGCAAUUAGUGACGCGAGAGAGGUUGGUUACGACGUAAAUGUUUGAAAGUCCAUACGGAUUAUUUUUUAAUUUACAAAAAAAAAAUUGUUUGGCUUUAUAAACUAUCUCCUUAAAUUACAAACACAUUGUGAAAAAAUAUUGAUAUAUAAAGGUUUUGGUCGUUGGAAUUACUAUACAUUAAGUGGUACUUCUAUAAAUAAUUCGAACUUUAGGGGUAUUCAUAUGGGACCUUGGUUAUGAGCUUACUAUUCAUUAAGCAAUAUUUCGAAAAAUUGUUGGACAACUCUCCCAAACAUUUUUGUGAAUUUUAAUUUUACUUUUGCAAUAAUGUCUUAUAAAUUAUAUUUUUUUUU
Messenger RNA from Linum trigynum, 2828 nucleotides. The record is from the annotation of a GenBank genome assembly. Lineage: Eukaryota; Viridiplantae; Streptophyta; Magnoliopsida; Malpighiales; Linaceae.